GGUCUCUAUAGAUUGGCCCCCCAACCCAACCCAAAAAUCUAAUAAAAGAGCCUCUUUCUUUGUUCAUACCUUUUUCAUUAAGGACUUGACCCUGCACACCUUUUUCUGUUUCAGUCGUCCUCUACUUCUCCUCUCUUUCCCUCGCCCGCAACUUGACGCUCAACCACACAAGAACCCUUCGCCCACAUCAGCUCUGACCGUGCAUGUCGGUCCUCCAUGGGAGAAAUGUCGUCUUGCAUCUUGCAAGACAGGCAUGCAUGCAUUCAAACCAACCACUCCAGAACAUCCACCAACUUCAGCUCGGCUUUUUGGCUAGGGCACGGACAUUGGGCUACAAUCAGUUGCACACAUCCCCUAUCUCCCAUAAAGUGCUACCUUCAACUGCCUCAACACAGCCAAUUCGAUCAACUGCGCUCAGCGAAUUCAGAGCAGGAGGAACGACUUUUUUCAAUCGGACCGGGACGCGGACUCAAAUCCGAUCCAAGAGUGCGACAGCGAACGACAUUCCUCGGGCACAAGGCCUAUUUAACACUCCAGGAUCACUCAGACAGCGAAUCAGACAAGGAUUCUGGGUCGGACUCGGUGUUGGCACUGUGAUCUCGGCUGUGGGCAUUGCCUGGAGCCCUUCUUACCACGAACAGGCGACCCUUUACAGCGCAGCGCUCUUUCGAUCGCUGGCGACCUUUGUCACAGGAUGCUUAUGUAUGGCGGAUUACAAGAUUCUGCAUUUGCGAUAUGCCUCAGUCGGCUACACUUCUGAUACCUACAAGGCAGAACGCAAGGUCGUACAUCAGCGCUGUGCUGACAGGUUGCUGCGUUUGUGUCGUCUCAACACCGGAAUCUACUGCAAGGCUGGACAGCAUGUUGCCUCUUUGACCUAUAUUGUCCCGCCGGAAUAUACUAAUACGUUGUCAGUAUUGCAGGAUCGGGCACCAUUCAAAGGCAUGAAGGAAGUUGAGCAGGUCUUUUUAGAGGAAUUUGGCCAACGUCCGCUUGAUUUGUUUCGGGAGUUUGAUCCAGUACCUCUGGCAGCUGCCAGUUUAGCCCAGGUCCACCGAGCGGUAACAAUGGACGGGAGGUUGGCGGCGGUCAAAGUGCAGUACAUCAACGUGUCUCGCCUUUUCACAACCGAUAUGUGGACUAUGCAGACGCUUUCAAAUAUGGUGGGGUUUUUGUUCCCCGAGUUUGAACUUGGCUGGAUCGUCGAAGAGUUCCGAGAUAAUCUCACGUCUGAAUUUGACUUUACGAACGAGGCGAGGAACGGCGAAGCAACAAAGGAGCGGUUCAAAAAGCGAUCUGAUUUUUACGUGCCUGAAAUCUUCUGGGACCUUUCAUCCAAAAAGAUCUUGACCAUGGAGUUCAUAAAGGGCAUCAAGGUCAAUGAUGUCGAAGGACUUCAGAAAAUGGAUAUUUCUCCAAAAUGGGUUCGGACGACCUUGCUCGAAGUAUUUGCGGAGAUGAUUUUUCAGCAUGGUGUCCUGCACUGCGAUCCUCAUGCUGGUAAUAUCUUGAUCUCAAAGGACGAGAACACAGGAAAAUGUCGCUUUGUUCUACUGGAUCAUGGGCUCUAUCGCACUAUGGACGACAAUUUUCGGUACAAUUAUUGUCUGCUUUGGCGGGCCUUGAUCCUCAAUGAUCACAAGUUACUUCAUAGCGCUUCGACGACCAUUGGCAUCCCCGAGCAAUACAUUGGCUUCAUCCCCCUCAUCUUUAUCCAGCGACCUGCGAACUCGGGACAGAAGAUUGGUGAGGGCAUGACGGCGGAACAAAAGAAGGAACUCAGGUCGUCGAUGAAGAAUGUGACCAUGGCGGAGGUAUUUGAGUUCCUCGAGGUCUUGCCCCGUGACAUGCUGUUGAUCUUCAGGACCAUCAAUCUCACGCGCGGUAUCCAUCAGCAAUUGGGCGGAGAAAACGUUGAGCGGUUCCACAUCAAUGCCAUGUAUGCGACUAAGGGCGUCUGGUCCGAGACUCGGGAGGAGGAGCAACAGCGACGGUCGAAGCGCGAACAGCGGAGAUUAAGCCGACUGAAUGGCCGAUGGGGCUGGCUGGCAUCGUGGUGGUAUGGAAUUGAGGACGAGAAGGACGAUAACAGCUCAGAGGCGACUCGGGCGCAUGGCAGGCAGCUCGGACUGGGACCGAAGAAUCGUUGGUACCUGUUUGGAGACACACCGACGCUGUAUCGUAGUCUCGGAUAUCUGUGGGACAGCUUUGGGAUGCGGUGGAGACUUUGGGCAGUCGAGGGGCUCCUGCGGUUGUGGCUCUGGUGGGUCGGCACGGAUGUUGCCAAGGCUAUCAACUAGACGCAUAUUGGAUAUAGAGAAAUGCCCUAUAGACGAGUUUAUUACACCCAUAAAUUAUUCGUUUUGCUAUG
Gamsiella multidivaricata is the source of this 2371-nucleotide messenger RNA. Its product is annotated as ABC1 family-domain-containing protein. Lineage: Eukaryota; Fungi; Mortierellomycota; Mortierellomycetes; Mortierellales; Mortierellaceae. Bases 204 to 2300 code for a protein of 698 amino acids. The transcript is spliced from 7 exons. The record is from RefSeq and is a predicted model, not a curated record.